UCUUCUUGCGCCUUGCGUUCCGAGUUCCGACCACUUCACGUCUUCACCGCCAGAAACCGACGGCCGCCGCCGCCGCCGCCGCAUCUGCAUGGCCGCCGCCGCCUCUCCUCCUGUCCCGUCCAAAGUCGACGCCUCGUCUCGGCCCGACCGCUCCCCCAGGCCGCAGAGCUUGGAAAUCUCAUGGGAUUCACAAGCAGCGUUAUGCAAGCGUGCAGAGAGUUGCGAGUUGGAGGCAGAAGUACCCUCUAUCAAUCCUACUUUGCUUCCAGUUCUCGAGGAUUUACUUAUAGAAUUAUAUGCAAUAUUGCGUCCAAAGCCUGAUGACUAUGAGCAACGGCAUUUGAUGAUCGAUGUCUUCAACAAAAUAGCAGAAGAGAUAUAUGGUAAAAAGAAGGGGUUUCCAGUUGUGGAAGCAUUUGGAUCGUUCACAAUGGAUCUAUUUACUUCCAAAAGUGACCUUGACCUCUCUGUCAACUUUAAUGCUGAUUUUCAUAGUCAAUUUGCUCGCAAGGACAAGAUUUCUGUUAUUCGGAACCUCGCAAAAGUUCUAUAUGCUCAUCAGAGGAAUGGCCGUUGUCAUGGGGUUUUACCUGUUGUAACUGCUAAAGUUCCUGUACUGAAGGUUAUUGAUAAGGGAACUGGGGUUGAGUGUGAUAUUUCAGUUGAGAACAAAGAUGGCAUGUCAAGAUCAAUGAUAUUUAAACUUAUUUCAUCCAUUGAUGAAAGAUUUCAGAUACUAUGUUAUCUGAUGAAAUUCUGGGCAAAGGCACAUGAUGUUAAUUGCCCCAGAGAUCGAACAAUGAGCUCAAUGGCGAUUAUCUCUUUAGUUGCUUUCCAUUUACAGACCCGGCGACCUCCAAUCUUACCUGCAUUUUCUGCCUUGUUGAAAGAUGGUCCAGACUUUCCAAGUAUUCAGAGAAAUGUCUCACUAGUUGAGGGGUUUGGGAGCAGAAAUAAAGAAUCAGUUGCCGAGCUUUUUGUGUCACUUAUGAGUAAACUACUAUCAGUGGAGGGUUUAUGGGAGCAAGGGCUCUGUGCUAGCAAUUUUGAAGGGUCAUGGAUCUUUAAGACCUGGGAAAGAGGAGUUGGUAACUUGAGUGUUGAGGACUUCUUGGACCGGUCACAGAAUUUUGCCAGAGCAGUAGGCAAGGAGGAGAUGCAGAAAAUCAGCGAAUGCAUAAGGGUCGCUGUUUUGAAUUUGAACAAUUUCUUUAGGGGUAAAAUUGAUGCACCAAAGCUGAAGAACCUUUUGUUUGAGCCGCCUCAUCAGGAUGAGCUGAUCAGUAAUCCCAGUCUAAAGCGUCCUAAGAGGAAGGACCACCCAACGCAUGGCCCAGAAAGCAACCCACAGCAGCAAAAGAAAGCGAAGCAUAUUAUUGGCCCAGAAAGCAACCAGAAGCAGCAAAAGAAAGUGAAGCAUACUGUAAACCCUGGACCGGCCGCUAGUAGAUCUGCCACUAAUUUACACCGUCCUACCGCAUUUGUGCCUCAAAUACGGCCCAUCCAACCAAUUAAUCAGGUUUCCCACAUACCUCAACCUUUGGUUGACCCUAUGUUUGCUUAUGGGUUACCACCACAACAGCAUCUACAUUCAGCUCCCCUUUAUUGUCAGGGGUUACUAGGUCAACAGCAGGGUAAUUUCAUCCACCUGAAUCCUGGAAUCCAACCGCAGCAGCAAGCCCAACAUAUGUUUGUCCCUUUACUAGAACAGCAACCUGUGAUCAAUGGUUUUCACCCCUAUGAUUUCCAUUUGGCCCAGCUAAUUCAGCAUAACGAGAAUAUAGCGUUACAAAGGAAUAUAGCUUAUGGAACCUAUCCAUAUUACAGGAGAUGACAGUUGCAGUAUGAGAAUGUAGCUAGGUAAUGUUUCUGAGAUAGGAAGUUCACACCGUCGCCAUGUACCCUGGUGCAAAUCAAUUCGUUGAUUUGUUGUAAAAUUUAGUUGUGUGUUGUCAUAUAUGUGCUGGGGAAGAAAUUAAGUAGAGAGGCAGAUUUUGCAUAGCUAUCAAAAGUUCUGGCAAAACCAUGCUGCUGACUCUGCCACCUAGUUUUGUCACCGCAGAUUGUGAGCUCUCAUUUUUCCUUGUGCAAGUGGGGGUAAGAAGAAUUCACGAUUGUCAUGGAUCAAGAUUGAGAGGUGUGCUGCAAAGCUUGCUGUUGAAAAUUCUGUCAGUCAUGCAAGAUUGAUGGAUGCUGAUGAUGAAUCACUUGGUGUACUAGCUUAUAUAUAAUAGUAAAAAUAUCCAGCAAGACCAACAAGAAGCAACUGCAUUGCAUCAGCAUGUUAUUCCUCUGCUAAGCAUCCACCACUGCAGAGCAACCUCAUGGACAAGAAAUGGCAACAUCUGCACUGCUGCUGGUGAUAGGUAUGGAUGAGCUGUUCCAGGUUUGUUGGGUAUCAGCUGAUAAACUGGGACUGUUCCAGGUUUGUUGGUAUCAGCAAAAACUGGAGCUGCCGCCCAUGGUAAUCUCAAUUCUGGUGUUGCUGAUGACCACAUAACCUGAUAAGAUGGAAACUGCAUGCAACUCACAUAGCCCGGAACAAGAUGCUUUCCAUCAUCACUCGUGUUUUGCCUGAUGCGAUGGAAAUACCCAGACAAGGUGAGCUUUUGCACGAAAAUGACAUGAAAAAUAAUAUGCCUCCCUUUUCCUUGCUUGCACUGUACAUACCUGAAGCAUAUGAUGUACCAGUACGAUGGGAUAGUGAACAGUAUGCCGUUCUGUUUUUUGCCAUGGAAACAUCUGGAUGUUUUGGUUUUGAUGCAGAUGCACAUCAUCGAAAGAGAAGUUCUCUUUAAUUUCUACACCUGCAAAGACAAAGCUAUCCUUGUCAAACAGGCAAAGUUGUAGAUAGAUACAGUGAAUCAAUGAUGAUUCAAUGUUCCAAAGGUGUUCAAUCAGCUAGCAAAAAUAUCUGCGGUUGUUUUCCUUUGCAAGCUGCAUGCAUUUGCAUGCUGUAAAUCUUCAGAAUGAAUCCAAAGUGGUAGUGAUUGAUUACUGGAGAAUUGAAUAAAAGUCGAUGAUUAUCGAUCUC
Messenger RNA from Oryza sativa Japonica Group (Japanese rice), 3034 nucleotides. RefSeq names its product protein HESO1. Gene Ontology annotation, molecular function: nucleotidyltransferase activity. Gene Ontology annotation, biological process: RNA 3'-end processing. Lineage: Eukaryota; Viridiplantae; Streptophyta; Magnoliopsida; Poales; Poaceae. The record is from RefSeq and is a predicted model, not a curated record.